Spirodela intermedia is the source of this 17521-nucleotide messenger RNA. The record is from the annotation of a GenBank genome assembly. Lineage: Eukaryota; Viridiplantae; Streptophyta; Magnoliopsida; Alismatales; Araceae.
AUGGCGGCCCACCAGAGGUCGGCCUUCCCCUCCCUGCGCCUCCAGCAGAUCCUUUCCGGUGGGCGGACUGUGGUCCCUUCGCUUAAGUUGGAGGCCGAGCCUGUUAGUUCUCUCUCCUAUCCAACUGCGUUGACCUAUUGCCCCACUUCUCUUAAUUUCAUGCUUGUUUUUUAGGGUUUUCUUUUUUCUCUUCUAUUGCUUUUUGCCCGUUUAGCUCCGCGGAAGUUGCGUUGUUCCUUUAUCGGAGAAUUAAUGGAUUUAAUGAUUGUUCUGUCUAUAUAUCUGUGAGACAACUGCGUGAUUCACUUGCCCAUCUCGUUGAGCUCUCGCCCUGCCUCUUUUUCUCCGCUGCUCAUGGGCAUAAUAAAUUGCCAUCUUGGUGAAGAUAAGAUACAAACCCAUAUAGUUUUUACGUUGAGCCUAUGAUUAACAUCUUCUCCAAAAGAUAAUUGUCUUACACUUCUUUUGCUGCUAGAAAUUUUUAAUUUUUCCCUCACUUGUCACUAGGGUCUCGUAUGAGAAUCAUGAAUUGAGAUGCGUAAUUUUUACCACUUAUCUUAUCGGGAGUCUGUUGUCAGUGUUAAAGAAACAUGGGGAAGUGAAUUAUGCAGCAUUUGAUUGGUUUUUGGAAAAAAUAAGUACUAAACAUUGCAUGAAUAUGAAGAACAUUGCCCCACAGGUGAGUCUGCUGGUUUUGUCUCGACAUACUGUAGUCCCAAAUGCAGCAGUUGCUAGGUCUUUGGCAAAAGAAAAUACCCAGCAUGUCAUGAUGUGCAGAACUUUGUCCCGUGGUUAAGUUUACUGAUUUUUGUUUGAUUUAUCUGCUGUCGUAAAUAAAUUCCGAGUGGAGAGAAUUACCGUUAUGAAACUGUCAUUCUUCUUGAUUGGACGGUCUCAAUGGCAACAUGUAGCUUUUUUCAUGAUUAGUUAACGCCCACUUUUGCGACCUUUUGAAGCCGUUACAAAGAUACUGAAUAUUUUGAGCUCUAUUGCAGUGCAUGGAUUUUUUUUAUAAAUCAGGAUUGUACUAUAAAACGUUUGAAAAUAUUAUAAUUUGAAAACUCAGAAGUAUCAUAGGCAAGGAGAAUUUUCGGGUUGCGAGGAAUGAGUGGAUUGAGCAUUAAACAGCAUAUGUGAAAGUGGAUUUGAUUUACUUUCCAAGGUUAUGGUUUUCAUUCGAAGGAGGUAGUGGAGGCUUUUCUGGAAUGUUUGAGAGAAUGUGCUCUUACUUGAGUAACAAAACUGGGAAAACUCUUCGUCAUGAUCUAUCUUGCAAAAGUAUACCUCAUAUACAAGUCUAACUAGCUAUGUUGGGUAUAGAGAUGGUUAUAUCGGAUUUUACUUCUACCAUGUUGUAAAAAUAUCGAGAUGUCUUCUCUCUAUCCCAUUUUAUGACAAUCUUCGAUUCAGGGAUUUAAUUUUUCCAGGGAUCUAUUUCCAGAGUUGAUUGAAUGGGCCAUUCGCUCUGUGGUUGCAACAUUCGUUUGGUGUAGUAUUUAUUUGAAUUGUAUUUUUUCAGUUCACAAGCCUUAAUCUAGUUGGCGAAGCCGGCCCUCUUUUUCUUAAUGGAUGAUGUAUUCUCUGGUUUUUACCCUUAAGUACAGACAAAAUGAUGCUUAUAAUGCUGCAAUCCAAUUUUUGAAGUCCACGUGUAAGCAAAAGGACUAGAAAUUUACCCGCAUAGAAGAGUAAAUGGAUGCCAUAUCAUUUCUAGUUAUCAAAACUCGUCAUUGAUGAAAAUAGAAGUUAUGACUAGUGAAGUACAGGAUAUUCUUUUCUUCUUUUUUCCAUAAACGAUUCUAUUUGAAUAAUCAAUCGAUUGGAUGUAUUAUAUGUUGGGGAGAUCGGAUGGGAAUGGGCAUGCCCCUAUGCAAAGGUAGUGGCAACAUUCGACUGGGUUUGAACUUGAUCCUUUUUUGACCCUUGCUUGUUUUGUUGAUUCUUAGGAUUUUACAGUAGGUUGAGGAUUUAUUUCCCAUGGUUUUUUGGGCAAACAGAAAGCAUGGUAGUUUACACUGUGAAAGCACUCCAGACAGGGUUUCCUCCCUUUUGCAUUAAGAUGUGGUCUUGGAGAUUAUACUUUUUUCUUGGUGCCUUUGUCUUUCUACAAAGUCGCCGUUCCCUUUUAUCUCUGUUUCUUCAUAUGCCAUUUUUUUCUCUCGGUCAUUUUUGUUCUUAUCUUUUCUGAUGUAUAAUUAUGUCUUUAGCAUGUUUUUUUUUGGGGAAUUUCCUUUGCCUUUUCAUUGUCUUAUUCAUAUAUUCGUAACCAGAUUCUAUUGUGACUGUUACUUUUGCAUGUGGUUUCAUUUGAAAAAUCUUAUCGAAUUUUCUUUGCUCAAGCCUUUAUCCACCAAUGAUCAUGCAUAGAAUUCUAUCCACCAUAAACUUUUGAAGGGCCCUUCUUUAAAGUUUAAUGUGUUACUACAGACCAAAGCUUAUGAGCAUCCAGAGGCUUUUCUUGUGUUUGUGUCUGCAUAUUGUUUAUUUUUUUAGGAUUAAUGUAAAUCUACUUGGAUCUUUGCAGCCUCCAAAUGCCAAAGAAUUCAUUGACAGAGUGAUUAAGUGUCCAUUACAUGACAUAGCUAUUCCUCUUUCAGGCUUCCGAUGGGAAUACAACAAGGUUAUUGCAAUUGAUUUAGCUAUUUGUUUAUCGUCUUCUAUUUUGGGCAUUGCUCCAGCUAAACCUGUGCUUUGGGUUUCAGGGAAACUUUCAUCACUGGAGGCCUUUGUUUUUACAUUUUGAAACAUAUUUCAAAACAUACAUUUCUUGUAGGAAGGAUCUUCUUCUAUCUGAUGAUAUGAAUGAUGAAGAUAAGUUUCCCAAGAGUUCAGUUUUACAAAUUCUGAGAGUCAUGCAGAUUAUUUUAGAGAAUUGCCACAACAAGAGCUCCUUUGGUGUCUUGGAGGUGCGUACAAGUAUCAGUAGGAUCUUUUUUUCGUAACUGAUUUUUUCUGUGGUAUCUGACAUCUGAAUUUGUUGUUCUUUAUCUACCAGUAUUUCAAGCUUCUUCUUGCGUCAAGAGAUCCUGAGAUACUUAUAGCUACACUGGAAACUCUCGGUGCCCUUGUGAAAAUAAACCCUUCCAAACUCCAUGGAAGUGGAAAGUUGAUCGGUUGUGGCUCUUUGAAUCACAACCUGUUGACUCUGGCGCAGGGUUGGGGAAGCAAGGAAGAAGGAUUGGGUCUGUCCUCCUGUGUUGUGGCAACAGAGGAAGCCCAGGAUGAUGGAAUGUGCUUGUUUCCAUCGGAAGAGAUUACACGUGAUGGAACUCAAAGUCGACUGGGUUCAACUUUGCAUUUUGAAUUCCAUGUGCCUGCUUCCCAGGGAAGGGGAGAAACCAGCGACAGUAACCCAGCUACUAAUUUAUGUGUCAUACAGAUCCCAGAUCUGCAUUUAUGCAAGGAGGAUGACCUAGCCCUUCUGGGGCGGUUUGUUCAGCAAUACAAUGUACCUCCAGAGCACAGGUUUUCAUUACUCUCAAGGAUUAGGUAUGCUCAUGCCUUCCAUUCACGCCGGACAUGCAAGAUAUACGCCAGGGUUUGCAUUCUUGCAUUCAUUGUAUUGGUUCAAUCCAGUGACGCCCACGAUGAACUUAUUUCUUUCUUUGCUAAUGAACCUGGGUACACGAAUGAAUUGAUUUCGCUCGUCCGUUCUGAAGGCUCUGUCCCAGGGACUGUAAGAUCACUUGCUAUGCUUGCACUGGGGGCUCAGCUUGCUGCUUAUACAUCAUCUCAUGAACGGGCAAGAGUAUUGAGUGGAUCAAGCAUUAUUUCUGCUGGGGGAAACCGAAUGAUGCUAUUAACGGAAUUACAGAAAGCUGUAGUAUCACUGAAUAAUGUCACUGAUCCAUCUCAUCUCUUAUUUGUCAAUGCUCUUCUACAAUUUUUCCUGCUUCAUGUUCUAUCUUCCUCAAGUUCGGGUAGUGCUAUAAGAGGACUAGGAAUGGUUCCCCCACUUUUGCCUCUUCUACAGGACAGUGAUCCUUCCCACAUGCAUCUCGUCUAUUCCGCUGUUAAGAUUCUUCAGAAGCUGAUGGAGUACAGUAAUCCAGCUGUGUCCUUGUUCAAGGAUCUUGGAGGAGUAGAAAUUUUAUCUCAGCGGUUACAAAUCGAAGUACAUAGAGUUAUUGGGGCGGAUGAUGAGAGUACCAGUGGGAUGAUUACUGGUGAUUCAUUGAAAGUUGAUGAUAACAAUAUAUAUUCUCAGAAGCGGCUUAUCAAAGUUUUGCUGAAGGCACUUGGUUCUGCAACUUAUUCUCCUGCAAACUCUACAAGAUCUCAGAACUCCUCCGAAAAUAUACUGCCUGCUUCGCUGUCUUUAAUAUUUCGCAAUGUGAAAAAAUUUGGUGGUGACAUAUAUUUUUCGGCAGUGACUCUUAUGAGUGAGAUCAUCCAUAAGGAUCCUACAUGCUUUCCCCUGUUGCACGAACUUGGUCUUCCUGAUGCUUUUCUAUAUUCAGUGUCAUCUGGAAUACUCCCAUCUGCAAAAGCGCUCAUUUGUAUUCCUAGUGGUCUUGGAGCCAUUUGCCUUAAUGCAAAAGGUUUGGAAGCCGUUAAGGAAACUGCCGCACUACGUUUUCUCGUUGACACCUUCUCAUUGAAAAAAUAUCUGGUUGCAAUGAACGAAGGUGUUGUUCUUCUUGCUAAUGCAAUGGAGGAGCUACUGCGUCAUGUGUCUUCUUUGAGAAGUGCUGGUGUAGACAUAAUUAUUGAAAUCAUUGAAAAGCUUGCUUCAUUGGGGGAUCAAAACUUCUCUGGGCCUUCUUGUAAGUUGGAUGAGAAUACUGCAAUGGAAACAGAAAAUGAAGACAAGUCUCAGAAAGGACAUGAUUUGGUUAGUUCCAUGGACUCCAAUGCUGAUGGUGUUAGCGAGGAGCAGUUUGUUCAGAUGUGCAUCUUUCACGUGAUGGUACUUGUUCAUCGUGUCACAGAAAAUACCGAGACUUGUAGGUUGUUUGUUGAGAAGAAAGGUAUAGAAGCUUUGAUGAGACUGUUGUUGCGGCCAAAUAUUGCACAAUCCUCUGAUGGAAUGCCGAUUGCUCUGCAUAGUACUGUGGUUUUUAAGGGAUUUACCCAGCAUCAUUCUGCUCCUCUGGCAAAUGCCUUCUGCACUUCUCUUCGGGAACAUUUGGCCAAAGCCCUAAGUGGUUUUAAUUCAAUUUCUGGUUCGGUUAUACUGUCCCCGUUUGCUACAUCAGACAGUUCGAUUUUUUCUCCUCUUUUUGUUGUUGAGUUUCUUCUUUUCCUUGCUGCUUCAAAAGACAACCGCUGGAUAUCUGCUUUGCUUACAGAAUUCGGAAAUGGCAGUAGAGAUGUCCUGGAGGAUGUCGGCCGCCUUCACCGGGAAGUCCUAUGGCAAAUUGCACUCCUUGAGGAUGCAAAGCUUGGAACAGAUAUUGACAACUCAGCUUCCACAAGUGAAGCACAAAGUUCAAACACCAUUGUAGAUGAAAAUGAUGAACGUAGGCUCAGUUCUUUUAGGCAGUAUGUGGAUCCACUGCUUAGACGAAGAGGGUCUGGUUGGAGCAUCGAAUCUCAAUUUUUCGAUCUUAUUAAUAUGUAUCGUGAUAUCAACCAUUCUUCUAGAAUUCCUCGGAGAUUGGACAUAGAUGAUCCUGGUCUUGUGAAUUUAACUGGUCCCCAGUCUCAUUCAUCCAGUCCUUCAGAUGAAGGUACUGUUAGUACAGCAGAUGGUGAGAAGCGGAAAUCGUAUUAUUCUUGUCGUGAAAUGUUGAGGUCACUUGCUUAUCAUAUUGGUCAUCUCUUUCUGGAGUUGGGGAAUGCAAUGUUGCCUUCUCCUCGACGGGCUAAUGAUCCUGUGAAUGUCUCAGCCUCAGCCAAGUCUGUUGUUUCUAUCUUUGCUGCCAUCAUAUUGGAUCACUUGAACUUUUGUGGACAUGUGGCCGUCUCAUCUACAGCUGAUGUUUCUGUACACACUAAAUGCCGGUACCUUGGUAAGGUCGUUGAUUUUAUUGAUGGCAUCCUUUUAGACAAGCCUGAAUCUUGCAACCCUAUUAUGGUGAAUUGUUUUUAUGGUUCUGGAGUUGUUCAAGCUAUAUUGACCACCUUUGAAGCCACAAGCCAGUUGCUCUCUGCAGUCAACAGAGCACCAGCUUCUCCAAUGGAAACAGAUGCUGACAGUGUCAGACAGGUUGAAAAUGAGGAAACAGAUCGUUCGUGGAUAUAUGGUCCAUUGGCUAGCUAUGGUACACUUAUGGACCACCUGGUGACGUCGCCAUUUAUCAUAUCUUCUACGACGAAGCAAUUGCUUGAACAACCCCUCACUAGCGUGAAUAUUCCAUUCCCACGUGAUGCUGAGACAUUUGUCAAGGUGCUUCAAUCUAAGGUGCUGAAUGCGGUUCUUCCAGUUUGGAAUCACCCUCAUUUUUCUGAUUGUGAUUCUGACUUUAUCACAACAAUUAUUUCUAUCAUGAGGCAUGUUUAUUCUGGAGUUGAGGUCAGGAAUGUAAACAGCAUCGCUGGAAGUAGAGUUGCUGGCCCACCUCCAGAUGAGUCCGCGAUUUCAUUGAUUGUAGAGAUGGGCUUUUCUCGGCCUAGGGCUGAGGAAGCGUUGAGACAGGUGGGCACAAACAGCGUUGAGAUGGCAACAGAUUGGUUGUUCUCACACCCUGAGGAACCACAAGAAGAUGAUGAACUUGCACGUGCUCUUGCAAUGUCAUUGGGGAACACUGUUACAUCACUAAAGGAGGAUGCAUCUACCAAUGCCGGCAAUAUUGACCAUGAAGAACUGGUGCAGCCUCCAUCUGUGGAUGAGUUGUUAUCGUCAUGCAUAAAACUAAUGCAGGUGAAGGAAUCUUUGGCAUUUCCUGUUCGGGACCUCAUUGUUAUGGUCUGUAGUCAGGAUAGCGGUGAAAACAGAACUAAGGUUCUAGCUUCCAUUAUUGAUCAUUUGAGACAUUGUUCUAUAUCUGAUCCGAGCAACAGCGGUAAGCUGGCAGCUCUUUUCCAUGUCAUUGCAUUAAUUCUUCAUGAAGAUACAGCAUCACGGGAAGUUGCCUCGAGAAAUGGGUUGGUAAAGAUCAUCUUGGAUCUUCUUUCUGAGUGGGUCCCUGCUUCACAUGCUGGCGAGAAUAUCCAAGUCCCCAAAUAUGUGACUACAUCAUUUCUUGCCAUAGAUAGAAUGUUGCAGGUUGAUCCAAAGGUGGCUCUUGAGACCAGGGUUGCAGAACAGCUAAAGAAAAGUGAUCAUAGUGGUCAGUCUCCUUUAGUUAUUGAUGAAAGCAAGCAACCCCAUUUACAGUCUGGGGCAUUGGCCGUCAGUUCUCUAGAUGCAAAUGAUCAGAAAAGGCUUAUUGAGAUUUGUUGCAAAUGUAUACAGAAUAAAUUGCCUUCUGAAACGAUGCACGUUGUGCUACAGCUGUGUGCUACUCUUACUAAAGUUCAUUCUGUAGCUGUUAAUUUUCUUGAUGCAGGAGGAUUGCUGGCGCUGUUUAGCUUGCCAACCAGUAGUCUGUUUCCUGGGUUUGACAAUGUGGCAUCUUCUAUCGUACGUCAUAUUCUUGAGGAUCCACAGACUCUCCAGCAAGCAAUGGAGUCUGAAAUACGACGUAGCCUAGUGGCAGCUGCUAGCAGACAUUCAAAUGGAAGGGUGACGCCUCACAGUUUUGUUCAAAAUCUUGCUUCUGUAAUUUUUAGGGAUCCGGUACUGUUUAUGCAAGCUGCCAAGUCUGUUUGCCAAAUUGAGACAGUAGGAGAGAGAUCUUAUGUCGUUCUCAAGAAAGAUCGUGAGAAAGAGAAGUUGAAAGAGAAAGAUAGAGCUUCAGAUAAAGACAAACAACCUGCAACCGAUGGCAAGGGGUCUGGAGUUGAUGUGAACUUGGUGCAUAGCAAGUCACCCGAAUCAAUCAUAAAAAAUGCUAAGGUUCAUAGAAAAUCUCCACAAAGUUUCACAGCUGUGAUUGAUUUUCUUUUGGAUUCAGUAAUAACCUUUUCCCCCCCAGUAAAAGUUGAAGAUAUGAUUCAUGGUGCUGCUUGUACUCCAUUAGCAGACAUGGAAAUUGAUAGCAACUCGGUGAAAAGCAAGGGCAAAGCUGUUGUAGUCCCAUCUGACGGCAGUAACGCUGAGAACCAAGAAUCUUUGUCUUCACUUGCCAAGACAGUUUUCAUUUUGAAGUUGUUGACUGAAAUACUGUUGACUUAUCCUUCAUCGAUACAUGUCCUCCUCCGUAGGGACACUGAAGUUUGUAAUUUUCAUAGUCCUGCUCGAGAAUCUUCUGUGAAUUUUGGUGGGAUAUUCUAUCAUGUUCUUCACAAGUUCCUUCCCCAUGCUGGGAUGCAGAAGAAGGAUAAGAAAACAGAGGGGGACUGGAGGCAUAAAUUGGUCACCAGAGCUAAUCAGUUUUUGGUGGCAUCUUCUGUACGUUCUCCUGAAGGCCGAAGAAGAAUUUUCACUGAUAUUAAUAGCGUUUUCAAUGAGUUUGUUAAUUCAGCAGAUUCUUCCAGGCCUCCAACAACUGAAAUACAUGCUUUUAUUGAUUUGCUUAAUGAUGCCUUAGCUGCUCGGUUGCCCACAGGCUCACCUAUUUCAGCUGAAGCUUCAGUGUCUUUUAUAGAUGUUGGACUUGUUAAGUCAUUGACUCGAACUCUAGAAGUUUUGGACUUGGACAAUGCUGAGUCACUGAAGGUUGUUAGUGGAAUUAUUAAGGCCCUGGAACUUGUUACAAAAGAACAUGUCCAUUCUGCUGAUGGUAAUGCUCAGAAGGGGAGCACCUCAAUGAAGCCUGCAGAUGAAACUCAACAAGAACAUGUUGAUGGUACUGGAAACAGGUUUCAGGCCUUGGAGACCAUGUCCCAGCCUGAUGGUAAUGCGGCAGCUACGGAACAAAUAGAAGCUUUCAAUACAGUUCAAGCAUCAGGUGGUGGUGAUUUCCUUACAGAUGAUAUGGACCAUGAUCGAGAUUUAGUUGGAGGUUUUGCUCCUGAAGGAGAAGAUGACUUUAUGCAUGAGAGUUCUGAAGCAGGUGGAGACAAUGAGAAUACUGUUGCAACGGUGGAAAUUAGAUUUGAUAUCCCACGGAACAUGGAAGGCAAUGUGGGUGAUGAAGAUGAUGAUGAGGAUAUGUCAGGGGGUGAAGGGGAAGAAGGAGAAGAUGAUGAUGAUGAUGACGACGAUGAUGAGGACGAAGAGGAUGAGGAGCACAAUUAUUUGGAGGAAGAUGAAGUCCAUCGCUUGUCACACCAGGACACAGAUCAGGAAGAUCAUGAGAUGGAUGAUGAGUUCGACGAGGAUGUGCUAGUUGAGGAGGAGGAAGAUGAUGAAGAUGAUGGUGAGGGUGUCAUUUUUAGGCUUGAGGACGGUAUCAAUGGGAUCAAUGUUUUUGACCACAUUGAGGUUUUUGGUGGGGGCAACAAUUUUUCAAAUGAAACGUUACGUGUGAUGCCUCUUGAAGUUUUUGGAUCUAGACGUCAAGGUCGUAGCACAUCCAUCAUCAAUCUUCUUGGCAGGUCCGGCAAUCACGGGAUUCCUGCUGAGCAUCCAUUUUUGAUGGACCCUUCCUCAAGGCCCCUAGUCCAUCAGAGGCAACCUGGUGAGCGUCCAACUACCUUCUUUAUAUAUUAUUCAUCUGUAUAUUUGACUCAUGGUGUGGUAAUUUGUUUAUCUUUUUUCAGAGGGUACUGUUGAUAUGGCAUUUUCAGAUAGAGUUGUAGAGAAUGCUUCCUCUAGAUUGGAUGCUGUUUUUCGGUCCUUAAGCCCUGGGAGGCAUGGUCGUCGUUUCAGUAUGUGGAUAGAUGAUAGUCAACAGCAACGUGGCUCAUCAAAUGCUCCUUCAGUGCCACAGGGCAUUGAAGAAAUGCUUAUUUCACAAUUGAGAAGGCCCACACUUGGCCAAGCAUCUGAGCAAAAUGCCUCAACACCUCACCAACAACACAAGGAUGAAGGUGCUGACUUGCAUCAGCCAGAAACUAUUGUGAGAGAAGAAGCACCUACGGAGAACGUUCAGAAUGACAAUGUGACCAUUCUUUCAGACAGUUCUGCUAGGGAUUCGUCUACAAAUGUUGAUGUCAGACAGGGUGAUGGUGGUCCACAUCAGGUAGGGGAUGCAUCAAAUGCAAAUGAUCAAGUUAUUGAGAUGCAAUAUGAACGAAGUGAGGCCAUCAUUCGUGAUGUUGAGGCAGUUAGCCAGGGAAGCAGUGGAAGCGGUGCGACUGUAGGUGAAAGCCUUCGUAGUUUGGAGGUUGAAAUAGGAAGCGCUGAUGGACAUGAUGACGGAAGUGAUAGACAAGGGGAUCUACAGUCUACAGGUCGGUUGAGGAGGUCAUCAGGUAGCACAAUGCAAAUGACAGCAAGAGAUGCAUCAUUGGAAAGCGUCAGUGAAGUUCCAUCCCAUACUCCAGAAGGAGAACAUGACAAUCUACUUGGUGAACAGCAGAUGAACAGAGACGGCAACCCCAGUGCCAUUGAUCCUACAUUUUUAGAGGCUCUUCCGGAGGACCUAAGAGCUGAAGUGCUUUCUGUGCAACAGAAUCAACCAGCCCAGACAUCAAAUAACCAGCCUCAGACAACUGGUGACAUAGAUCCUGAAUUUCUCGCUGCUCUGCCCCCAGAUAUCCGAGCAGAGGUUUUAGCACAGCAGCAAGCUCAGAGGUUGCAUCAGUCUCAGGAAUUAGAAGGUCAACCUGUGGAAAUGGAUACUGUUUCCAUAAUUGCUACAUUUCCUUCAGAUCUGAGGGAAGAGGUAAGUCUAUUGGUUGUCGCUUUUGUUUAUCUGAAAUUUACCUACAAGUUCAGUUUAGUAACACUGUUAAGGUGUUAAUCAUAUCUUUAUGAUUGACAAAUUUCUGUACUCUCUGUUUUAGGUACUUCUGACAUCCCCUGAUGCAGUUCUUGCAAAUCUCACUCCUGCACUUGUGGCGGAAGCAAAUAUGCUCCGAGAGAGAUUUGCACGUAGAUACCACGGUGGUACUCUGUUUGGAAUGUACCCUCGAGGGUGGCGAGGUGAGUCUUCAAGACGUGGUGAAGGAGCUGAGUUGGACAGAGAAGCAGGAGCUGCUGCCUCUCGGGGACCGAGGGGAACCAAAUUGGUUGAAGCCGAUGGAGCACCUCUAGUUGACAUUGAAGCUUUGAAAGCCAUGGUUCGUUUGCUACGCAUUGUACAGGUAUUUAUCUGUGACAUUAAAUUUCAUGUUUUGGCUCCUAUUGAUGUUACUAUCAGUAUUUUUAACACAUUUUCUUCAGCCAUUAUAUAAGGGUCAGUUUCAGAGGCUUCUCCUAAAUCUUUGCACGCACCAAGAUACAAGGUCUUCUUUGGUGCAACUACUCAUGGAAUUACUCAUGCUUGAUGUAAGAGGGCAUAUGAAAAGCAUGGAUGGAUCUGUAGAAUCAUCUUAUCGGUUAUAUGCCUGCCAAAGUUAUGUCAUCUAUUCACGCCCUCAGUCUUCAGAUGGUAAGAUUUUUCUGGAUCCGUUGAUGUCAGGCUAGAGGCUAACACAUCUGUGCUUUUCUUUGCGUGUAUAUUUUUUCGUUUUAGAAAUUAACUUAUGUUACUAUUGUUAUGACUCCAUACAGGUGUACCUCCCCUAGUUUCUCGACGUAUUUUGGAAACCCUGACCUAUUUGGCUAGGAACCAUCCUCAAGUAGCAAAAUUGUUUCUUCAUCUAGAACUACCACGUACUUCUGUACAGUAUUCUGACCAACGGCAUGGGAAAGCAGUUGCAGCUAUGCAAGAUGAUCGAUCUGAGGAAAAGGGUGAUUUUCCUAUUAUUCUGCUGCUCAGUCUCUUGAAUCAACCGUUAUAUCUGAGAAGUGUAGCACAUCUGGAACAGGUCAAUUCUCUGAAGGCUUCUACUUUUACAAAACUCCAAUUGCGUAAAAUGUUUCUAAAUGGUUUACUGAAAUCUCUGUUUCAGUUGCUAAAUCUACUUGAGGUUGUUGUGGAUAAUGCUGAGGGUGACUCUGGAAUCUCGACACAAACGGGGGAAUCUCUUGAUCAGUCAUCUGCCCCUGAGAGUGUUAUGCAAGAUGUCCAUGUAAAUGCUGACAUUGCCGGGUCAUCUUCAUCUGUGGAUGCUACAUCUACAAGCACAGAUGUGCGUGGAUCUUUGGUUUCUGUUAUUUUAAGCCUACCACAGUCAGAGCUUCAGCUAUUGUGUUCUUUAUUGGCACGCGAAGGGUAUGUCCUUAGAUGGUAGAGGGAAAUGCUUUUCUUGAACAUAUAUAUUUUUCUUCGUUUUUAGGUUUUGAAUUUUGCUUUUAAAUUUACAUUCAUGCUUACUUUUCUUAACAAGACAAAAGACUUGUAUCAUGAUUUUGACGCUUGUAUAUUUUUUUCAGUCUUUCUUAGAUAUACAUAUUUUAAGUUACUGAUCAGUUACUUUUUUAUUUCCAGUAAAUUGGCAAGUAUUGUGACAGGUGAAUUGAGGUUAUUUAAUUUAACAAAUUUUGUGAUUUCGACUAGAACCUUUCUGUUAUUGUUGCUGUCAAUGUGAAAUGAACAGGGCCUCUUUCUUCUUAAAUUUGGUUGAAGAAAUAUUUUACUUUACGUGGAUAUCAAAGAGUAAUUAUUCAGGUCUAAACAACUUGGCCCUUUUUGUUUCUUUUGGGGAUUGCGAGAACCGCCCUCUGAGAUCCUUAUUAUUGAAACGAAUGGAGAUGUUCACCCGUGGAAAUCUUUCUUACCCCCAGUGAGGUUAGCACAGCGCCCAAUAAUUGUAUGAAACAGAAAGCAGGAUAAAAUGAUUUCUGCUGAAAAGCAUCCGGUUGCUUUUUCUGAAAUUAAUAUGGGUGCUCCUGUGAAACUGGGGGGUAUGAAAGACACCUCCUGUGAAAAGCAUACAGUUAAAGGGUUCUCUCGUAUCAUCAAUACCAUAAACUUAUUGCCUGAAAAGGUAUGAUAUGUACCACAUAGGCAGACUAAAUCAUUAAUCUCAUUAGAUGUGCAAGCUUUCUGAAUGGCGUGCUGCUUUUCCUGUAAAACGCUACAGAAUUGAUUUUUCUUUACUAAGAAUAGAUUCUUCAACGUAAGGCUAGAUAGAGGACUUGAGAGAGGAUAAUCAAAAACAGUACUUUGUUGUUUGUCAUUCUUUUAAAAUAAAGUUGUCGUGGUGGACAUUAUGAUGCAGAAAUUAUCAAGUAUCCCUUCAGAAAUGUGCACUCCCAGUUCCAACCUCAAGAAAUGUGCUUACCUUGCAAAAGUUGCUUGUGUUUUGAGUCCAAAGAUGGAGCAGACCAUAGAUUGUAGAAUAUUUUUAUUCCAAGUAUAAAUCAGUAGUAAUGUUAUGACUGGAAGCUCCACUAGAUGACCGAGUCUCUAUUUAGCAAAUGAUUGCAUACUCACUCACUCCUCACCCAUGCCAUACUUUUUCCGUCGUUUGCAUGUAAGUGAAUUUCUUCGAUUGUUAUACAUCUUUACACAAAAGGACCUUGAUGGAAAAUAUUAUGUUACCUAUUUUAUUUGGCUGACAAAUCUUAAGCCUCAAUAGUGAUCUGCUUUUUUCUCGGCAUUAUCAUAACUUUCAUUCUGUUAGUAAAAUUUAUUUAUAGUACUGUGGUUAGUUCUAAAGUAUCAUCUCAUCGUUAGACUGCCCCGAUCUUUAAUACGUGCAUAGUGUCUUUUUAGCAAAAUAGUCGUUGUUUGUCCUGCUAGGCUGCGUGGUGAUCAAGUACUAUCAUUCCUCCUAAAAGUAUUACUGUUUUUUUCGGUUAUUUUUCACCAGUUAUCGCUUCUGUAAUAUAUACAUGUAUGUAUCUUUGAUAGCCUAUGCCUCCUUUUUUUUAGCUUAUAAGGUAACCAUAUCUUCUCUCUGUAGCCUGUCAGAUAGCGCAUAUGUCCUUGUAGCUGAGAUAUUGAAGAAGAUCGUUGCCAUUGCUCCACUCCAUUGUAAUUUAUUUAUCACAGAGCUGGCAAAUUCAGUUCAAAGCUUGACAGUUUCAGCAUCGACUGAGCUGGAACAAUAUGAGGAAGCAGAGAAGGGUAUUCUGAGUUCUUUUUCCGUUGAUGGAAAUGCUAUCUUGAGGGUUUUGCAGGCAUUGAGUUCACUUGUUGCUACUUUGAAUGAGAAGGGAAAGGAACCUCAGCUUCUUCCACAGAAGGAUCGUAAUGAUGUUCUUUCUCAGGUCUGGAAUAUAAAUGUUGUUCUAGAACCAUUAUGGCGACAAUUAAGUAAUUGCAUAAGCAAGAUAGAGAAUUCCUCAGAGUCUUCAUUGGAUUUAGUUUCAAUGCCUGCUGCCAAUACUUUCACAAAUGUCAGUGUUAUGCCUCCACUUCCUGCUGGCACACAGAACAUUUUGCCAUAUAUAGAGUCUUUCUUUGUGACUUGUGAAAAAUUACAUCCUGGACAGACAAGUGCUGCCAAUGAUUUAGGCACCUCUUCAGAUCUUGAAGAUGCCUCAACUUCUACUAGUGGGCAGAAAUCUUACAAUACUCAUAUGAAAGCUGAAGAGAAAAACAAUGCUUUCAUAAAGUUCUCGGAGAAGCACAGGAAGCUGUUAAAUGCUUUCAUCCGUCAAAACCCGGGGUUGCUUGAGAGAUCAUUCUCGCUUAUGUUGAAAGUUCCGCGAUUUAUUGAUUUUGACAAUAAACGUGCUCAUUUUCGAUCAAAAAUAAAACAUCAUCACGAUCAUCAUCAUGGUCCUCUGAGAAUUUCAGUUAGAAGAGCUUAUAUUCUUGAAGACUCGUAUAACCAGCUUCGCAUGCGGUCACCCCAAGAUCUUAAGGGUAGGUUGACAGUCCAUUUCCAAGGUGAAGAAGGUAUUGAUGCAGGUGGGCUUACUCGGGAAUGGUAUCAGUUGCUUUCCCGUGUAAUAUUUGACAAGAAUGCUCUUCUCUUCACUACUGUGGGCAAUGAAUCAACGUUUCAGCCAAAUCCUAACUCUGGUUAUCAGACAGAACAUCUCUCAUACUUCAAGUUCGUCGGGCGGGUGGUAUGUGCCAUCUAUCACACAUUGUCCGUUAAGUCCUAUUGGACUCGGCCAUUUCUGACUUUCUUUCUCUCUGCCUCUCUUUCCCCAUUCCAGGUAGGCAAGGCCUUAUUUGAUGGCCAUCUACUUGAUGUGCAUUUUACGAGAUCUUUCUACAAGCAUAUUCUUGGUGUAAAAGUGACGUACCUAGACAUUGAAGCUGUUGACCCUGAUUACUUCAAAAACCUAAAGUGGAUGCUUGAGGUAUUAUGUUCAGUUGUCUCAAGCACAUUCUUUCUAACUUCUCCAUUUUGUUUGGCUGACUUGAUUCUCUUUUCCUUUGUAGAACGAUAUAAAUGAUGUUUUAGAUCUUACUUUCAGCAUGGAUGCUGAUGAAGAGAAGCUGAUUUUGUAUGAGCGUGCCGAGGUAAUUCAACUUGUGUUAACUAGGUCACAUUUUCUUCAUUUUUUCAUCGUGUUUCCUCAUUGGAGGAUAGGAGGAAUUAUUGUAGGAUUUAUGUGAAUGAGUCUAACUAGUUCUUUUGUAUUUUUCGGCCAUGAUGAGAAAUGUUUCUCACAUUAUUUGUCGGGUCAAGCGUAAUAGGAGGUUUCAUUCCUUAAAUACCACUGGCAGCAACUUACUUAUUUUAUAACUAAAACUGAGUGGCUGAUGUUGAAACACGUCAAUAUGCAAGCUAGCACUAGAUCAUUAUGUUUUUUGUAGCAAACUCUUUGUCAGCUUCUUUUUUUUCCGCAACUAUGUAUUGAUAGCUAUCGAUCUCAGUUUGUCAACUGAUGCAUUGGGUGUGAGUGAAUAAAUGGUUUGUCAGCCAUCAGAGCUUUUAUGGUCAGGCAGCUGAAAUUCUUCUAGUUUGGUCGACUUUGGAUUGAGAUUCAAUGUGUUUUAUUAAUCAACUGUGGAUCGUAUUGCCCAUAUUUCAAUGUGAGAUCCUGAUUCAGAUUAUACAUUUAAGACCAAAAAGCGUUAUAGAAAGGGGGUCACAUGAAUCGUCAAUGUAUAUUUUUUUCAUUCGUGUUUAAAUUUUCUGAAGUGAAGUCACGAAUUUUCUACCGAAAAAUGUCUAGAUUUUCUUUUUUUAUUACUACUCCAGAUUGACAACUUUAGAAAAAUGACAAUCACACCUGUAUCUUAUCGACCGUUUAGAAUGUUUUUCUCAGCAUCUAAAGAUUAACUAGUUGGGAGGCCCGUUCAUCGUCUCCUAAACAUACUCUUCACAGACGGAUGAUGCCAGCUCCUCAUAACAUUGGUUUUGAUGUAGGAAAUGUGAAUUUCAAACCUAGGAAGGAAGUAGGUGACAUAUCACAGCAUUAAUUUCCGUCCGUGCCAUUGUUUUGAUGAUUAUUUUGGUUGGUGUUGUUGCUUAGUUUGUCUGAUCUUAUAUUUAAAUAUCCCGCAGGUUACUGAUUAUGAGUUGAUUCCUGGAGGAAGAAAUAUCAGGGUGACUGAAGAAAAUAAGCACGAAUAUGUUGAUCUUGUUGCCGAACAUCGCCUCACCACUGCUAUUCGUCCUCAAAUAAAUGCAUUUAUGGAGGGAUUCAAUGACUUAAUUCCAAAGGAUUUGAUAUCAAUUUUUAAUGACAAGGAGCUGGAGCUAUUGAUAAGUGGACUUCCCGAUAUUGACUGUUAGUCCCGGAUUACUUUAGAAUCUCUUAUGAUAAUAUUUAGGCGAUUUUAUUUCGUCAUGUUCGUUUAAAAUGUUCCAUGUUGAUGCAGUGGAUGACUUGCGGGCAAAUACGGAGUACUCCGGGUACAACAAUGUUUCUCCUGUGAUACAGUGGUUCUGGGAGGUGGUUCAAGGCUUCAGCAAGGAGGACAAAGCUCGACUUCUGCAAUUUGUCACGGGCACCUCAAAGGUUUGGCGACUGAAAUUUACAACGCUGAGUUUUCUUCUCUGUUGUGUGGUAUUGGUGUUUCAAACUAUGCAUGUGCACAAGUCCGCAGUUUCUGUCGUUACUAUCUCUAGAGUAGCAAGAGUUCUGAAUUUUCAGGCUGGUGAUAAAUGUCUGAAAUUUAUUAUUUGCAUCUAGAUUGAAAUGUUCGAAAUCUCCGAGUCAUUUAGUUCACAUUGGAAACAAGAGUGGUAUUUGGUUAGAUGCAGGUGUAUUGUGCAUCUGUCCUCCUCCUGUAUGCUCGCCCACACACUUUGUUUGUGGAGUGGGCGGGUCCAUGCCUCUGUCCUGACGGAAUAAGGUCUCUGUUCGUGUCCCAAGUAGGGAGAAUGGGUGGUCGAUGAUGAUAUAUGACUAGGGAGAAUAUGAGCAUUUUUGGUGUCUUUUAUGGCCUCUUUUUGUCGAAAUCUAUGGGGUUUCUUUUUAUCCCCGGGGCCAAUUUUGCAGGUACCCCUGGAAGGUUUCAGUGCGCUGCAAGGAAUUUCUGGUCCUCAGAGAUUUCAGAUACACAAGGCAUAUGGGAGUACGAGUCACCUUCCUUCGGCACAUACAUGGUAACUUUCUACACUCGGACUCCGCUUUUCUCCCUCAUCUCCUCCUUGAGUCCCGGCUCCCUUCUCCUGGCCUGAUGUUGUUGCUUUGGAUUGCAGCUUCAACCAGCUGGACAUGCCCGAGUACACCUCCAAGGGACAGCUGCAGGAGAGGCUACUUCUUGCCAUUCACGAGGCCAACGAGGGAUUCGGCUUCGGUUAG